UCUUGAAGCCAUUAGACCAAUUGCAGGGUGAAGGGGGAGGGAGCUUGCCGCACUGAUCUCUGUUUGCAGCAUCCCCAGAGCAACCUCUGCUGUGUGAAAUACAAGAAAGGGCAAGACGACGGGAGUAGAUCCUAGGAGGCAAUCGAAGAACUGGAAAGGAAGAUCUUGGGGGUUACCAGGGUAGGGUUUCUUUGACGUGUGGAAACCAUCUUCAGAGAAAAUGGCUGUUUUGUCAAUGUAAACAGCCUGUGCCAUACCUGCAUUGCUAAAGGGGGAAGCAGAAGAGGAGGAGGAGGAGGGGCAAAUACUGGAGCAAAUGUUGCCUCUUACAGUGAAAAUUCUCUGUCUUUAGCUGCCCCAGGUCACCUCUGAGCAUGCAUGUUGUAUGUUAAGGUUUUAUUUUACAGAUCUUAUGGCCAAAAAAAACGAUGCGUCAAUGCCUCAGGAGACGUCGGACCAGCACGAAGACACUUUUGCUGAUCAUGACACACGCUAGAGGCUAAGCAGUAUAACAGCAUCUACACAAAUAGUGAAGAUCCACACUCCGGUUGAAACAGCUACACUCGACCAUGGCUGCAAAUGGAACUAGGACAACUACAAGUUUUUUCUCAACAACUGCCACAACCCCCACAACCUCCACAAUUCCCUUCCUCUCGACAAGUCCUGGAAGCAGAGACAAUAUCACCUCAAGAACGUUAAUGACUGUGACUAUAACGACAAAUGAGACCAAUUUGAAUGCCACCACGUUGCCAGAAGUCGUGAUUGAGAGCUCAGGCAUGGGAAUGUUGCUCGUACCCUUUGGCAUCAUCACAGUCAUUGGCUUAGCAGUGGCAAUAAUGCUGUAUAUCAGGAAACGGAAGCGGUUGGAGAAAUUGAGACACCAGCUCAUGCCCAUGUACAACUUCGAUCCGGCUGAAGAACAAGAUGACCUGCUGGAACAGGAACUACUGGAUCACGGCCGGGAAGGCAGCAUCACAGGGCCCAACGCCAAGUUUUGACAAUGGCAUAGUUGUAAAAGGCAAAAAAUGGUAAAGUAUCGCCUGUGUGUCAUUUCAACCAUUUCUCCAUUUCUUUCCUCACUACCCUUAUUCUUUCAUGCUGUCUUUGUAUCUGUAUCUCAAAUAAAACUACAACCCUAAAUUCAUAGACAUAGGACAAACAGUGCUACAUCGCACUGCCUUUUCCUUUGAACCUACAUUCAUAUUACCUUUCACAUGCUUUCCUUCACACUCUUUCAACUAUAUACUUACCAUAAACUACCCCAGGGGCCACAUGAAGCAAACACAUUUUCAGAGUUUUCAGAUGUAUCUCAUACGUGUCGACUAAAUCUAUCCCACUGUGUCCUUGUUGAUGUUGUGCAUUAAAUGCAUUUGAAAGCCUAAAAAUGGCUUCUAAACCUUAAUAUUUUUAUCAAAACUUUAUUUUGGCUGUGUAAAACAACCAGCAUAACAGCAUCAAUCGGUUUUACAAUGCAUGCUGGUAUUUUCAUAAUUCUGGAUUUUAUGAUUUACAUUAUCUGUGGUCUGUGGCCUCUGGUACAAAUCUUCUAGUUUCAGUAAUGAAUCAGUUUAAACCUAAAAUGCUAAGUCUGUGUAGGUGCUCUUAUUGUCCUAAAAGUAGCAAAACAUUACUGGGAAAAGAAUAAUUUAGCUAUUGUAUAGUUUCCUUCUGUCCUUCUUUCUUUUAUUACUAAUGACACUAUAAAGCUUGUGUCAUCACAUGAUCUUAAUGUAACGGUUUUUGCUUUCCUGCUUCCUGCUACCGCUUUCCUGCAGACUCUUACAAGCUCCCAAGGGACAACACAAAGGCCCAGUCGUCUUGUCUUCACAGAUGUAGCCAAAGCUCUCAACGCUUAACAGCUUUCUUCCAUUGGAUAAAAUCAGUUUGUGAGGUUUGCUGGCCUCUAUAAAGGGAAACCAGACUGUGUGGCGGAGCAACUAGAGCUCUCAUGAAGGUUAUCGUCACCGUGCGUGGAACGGCAGCGGUUGCAUGUAUGAUAGGGAAGGGCAACGGGAAGCAUCACGUAUGAUCUUGCACUGUUAUCAUAUGGCGCACAAAUGAAGUGGGAUGCACUUUUUUUAAGGAAAAAAAAAUCAUGUCAUGUCAUUGCUGUUAAAAUAUUUGGUAGCUUGUCAGGGAAGUUCUUCUGAGCUUCAGUAUCUACUUCUAUGUUUCAUAAGAGAGAAGUGUAUAUCUGUGUUCUAGUGAUUUUGUGGUCCUACAUUUCUGACAAGCUUCAAAGCUGGAUGUGUUUCCAUCCUUAAGUAAAGUGUUUCUCCCCAGUCGGUUUAUUCUUUUGUGAGCAUUUAUGGAUUGUUUCUCUGCGUGUGUUUUCAUUAAAGUUAUUUAAACCGAUUUCUAACGAAAUGUUCUUGUUGUACAAAUCUAGAACAAAGGAGUUGAUAGGUGAUAUUUUAUUGAUAAGUGAUGCGCAGACGUAGAGUAACACAAAUCACAAGGUAAAGAAUCAAAACAAAAUAUAUAUCACAGGUUUGUGAGUUCUAUUAAGGAAGUGGAUGAGGACACAUCAACACAUAACAUAACUACAAAAUGGUGUUAAGAGUAAGGCAUAAAAAGAUGAUUUCUCAAGUUACACUUCAACCUUUUCAAGAGUUGAAAAUGGAUCAAGUACUGUAUGUAACUAUAUAACUAUCAGUAAAAUCACAAAACAUUGUCCCCAUUUAGAGAGUAAAUAUCUAGACAGCUCUUGUAAAAUAACACACAUUGACUCAGCUGUAGUUAAAUUAAAAGGCACCCUUUAAGGCUGACUUCCAUUCACUUAUGAUCAUAUGAAUGUAGUGAGAUGAGUGAUGUGGACUACGACAGUACUAGUUUGACAGUUACUUCAAAAUUUCAUGAUCCACAUGACCUGCAGGUCUAAUGGGAACUAUUAGACAUAUUUAACCAAGAGUUUCCCCCAGAGAUGACCCAGGCGUGUCUGUUUUCAGAGGUAGUCCAGGGAGCAUAGUCAAAAAAAAAAAAACAACCCAGAAAACAAAAAACAAAAUUAAAGUCAAUGCA
Messenger RNA from Oreochromis niloticus (Nile tilapia), 3021 nucleotides. RefSeq names its product linkage group 5 C3orf18 homolog (gene lg5h3orf18). The record is from RefSeq and is a predicted model, not a curated record. The transcript is spliced from 5 exons. NCBI's taxonomy places the organism in Eukaryota, Metazoa, Chordata, Actinopteri, Cichliformes, Cichlidae. Bases 570 to 998 code for a protein of 142 amino acids.